Aspergillus ibericus CBS 121593 is the source of this 333-nucleotide messenger RNA. RefSeq lists its product as uncharacterized. The transcript has 2 exons. Bases 1 to 333 code for a protein of 110 amino acids. The record is from RefSeq and is a predicted model, not a curated record. Lineage: Eukaryota; Fungi; Ascomycota; Eurotiomycetes; Eurotiales; Aspergillaceae.
AUGUCUUACAAACCCGAAAAUCCUCCUCCCUCGUACCCCCCUCCGACCCAUGACGGCGGUCCCUACCACCCCGGCGCGUCGCAAGACUACUACAACCAAGGCUACAAUCAGGGCUACAACCAAGGCUAUCCGCCUCAGAACUACGGCCCUCCGCCGCAACAAGGAUACUACGGAUCUCCCCCACCCCAAGGCCAACCGAUGUACUAUCCUCCCCCGCAGCAACAACAAGGUUAUUACGCCGGACAAGACCGGGGCGGAUCAUCGGGCGGUGGAAUCUGCGCGGGUAUAAUGGCUGCGUUGGCUUGCUGUUGCUGCUUGGAUAUCUUGUUUUAG